Messenger RNA from Liolophura sinensis, 4146 nucleotides. Its product is annotated as homeobox protein Nkx-6.2-like. Lineage: Eukaryota; Metazoa; Mollusca; Polyplacophora; Chitonida; Chitonidae. Gene Ontology annotation, cellular component: nucleus. Bases 198 to 1061 code for a protein of 287 amino acids. Gene Ontology annotation, molecular function: RNA polymerase II cis-regulatory region sequence-specific DNA binding; DNA-binding transcription factor activity, RNA polymerase II-specific. The record is from RefSeq and is a predicted model, not a curated record. Gene Ontology annotation, biological process: cell differentiation; regulation of transcription by RNA polymerase II. The transcript is spliced from 4 exons.
UUCGACGAAACUUCAUUCAUUGGAUUGGACUUUUUGACAGAUAUAUUUUUGUGCGGUGGUCUUGAGGAAAAAUUCUUGGAUAACAGAGGAACAGUUCGCAAAGUAUAACACUUAUGGUGGGCUAACUUGCUGCAGAGUGUGUUUUGGUAAAAAUCUGUGACCCUUAAAUCUCUCUGUUCGAACAAACAUCUGUGACAAUGUUAGAUUACUGCCCGACCAGUAGUGAAGGGGGGUCCACUGGGUAUCAGAAUCAGAGCCCGGGGGCUAUGGCCUCUCUUCUCACUAAUAUGAACUUUAAUAUGAAUUUGGACCAUACUAGCCGACAGAGUGCUUUCGUGCUUAGCAGUCCACCUUUGGCCGCUUUACAUAACAUGACAGAAAUGAAAGUGCCCACUUCUUCGGCCAUGCUACCCCAGGGCCAUUACUCACAGAGCACGUUAAAACAGCUGGCCAUCGCUGCCUCUCAGUCUUCCACCCCCCACGGGAUUCAGGAUAUUCUCAGUCGACCUCACCUGUUCCCUAGGCUUAACGCGGGGGUCUACCUGCCCCACGCCCGCUUCUCUAAGCCCCUGGCCGAGUUACCUGGCCGGGCACCCAUCUACUGGCCCGGUGUGCUGCCACCUAACUGGAGAGCUCCAGAAAGCUCCUGUCCUGUUCAAACUUCUCUAUCAGAACAAUAUUUUCAAGGACAGAGCAAUAUAGUUGUUGAUAAAGAUGGUAAAAAGAAGCAUACACGACCAACAUUUUCGGGGCACCAGAUAUUUGCACUGGAGAAAACAUUUGAGCAGACGAAAUAUUUGGCAGGUCCCGAAAGAGCCAGGUUAGCCUAUGCUCUGGGCAUGUCGGAGAGCCAAGUUAAGGUGUGGUUUCAAAAUAGACGGACAAAGUGGAGAAAGAAACAUGCAGCCGAAAUGGCCACCGCCAAACGGAAGCAGGAACAAGCAGAGGAAAUGGCGUCAGACGUGGACGAGGACAGUAGUGACGCGUCGAAGACGUCACAUAUGACGUCAUGUGACGCUUUAGACAGUAUCUUCCACAGAGAUCAAACUUUACCAUCGUGACCUAUGAGAUAGUGGAAUCGGACGAUUGGUUAACUAAACACUGUGUGAGAGAGUGGAACAAUGUGUUGUUUCAGAUGACGAGAAAAUUGCGGGAGGAAGCCGUCGGUGUGCCAUUAUGCCUGUGUGCGCCCCAAAAUCAGACAUGGGAGGUAGACGGAUAUAGUUGAAUGACUUGAUGGCGGUAGUGCCAUAUAAAAGCUGAUCCCAGCCCUGUAAAGGUGAUCAGCAGUGACAGUUGACACUCAUUUUGUGUGUGAGCGUUUUCUCAAAUUUUUUUUCUCCAAAAUAAUUUUACAAAAAUAUUAUGUAUGAAAGUUGUAUAUGAAUUUAAAUAUAUUUAUCACAAAUAAGCUUGCCUCAUGCGGACUCGAGGGCACAAAGAUUGCACUUUACUGCACGUGAUUCUUGAUUGUCCUUUUAUUCUACUCAUUCUGCCGCUAGAAACUGACACUGGCUUCUCUGCCCGCAGUAGCUUAUCUUGCCUGCAACACGCAAAGACAAAAUAUUUAUUUGAACUCCGAAAGUAUGUAUGAAUUGUACGGUGAAUGUGGUCGUACCUUGAACUGUAAAUUAAACUGAAUCUACCUGAAUGUUUAAAAACAGUCUACAUGUAUGUACAAUAAUCUUUGUUUUGCGGUGGUGUUUCUAAUAUGUUCAUGACUCACUCAUGAUCCCCUAUGUUUUAUAUUUAUUUCUCGAUAAAUGACGAAUAUCAUAUAAAAGAACUGAUGAAUAUAUAACUAAGAUUUACUUUUACUCUGUGAGCGGCCAGAUUUUGUCUCUCUGCUCCUGGAGUCAUGGGUUGGACCUUAGCGAGAUGGAAGUGGGGGUGGGGGAUAGAAUACUACCCGGUUUACCUUGUUACAAUAUUAAUCAGCUUUCAAAGCCGUUGUCAGUUGACAGCCUUUACCGUUGUUGACAUACCAGAUCUCGAGGCAUAUUAAAUUUGUGUCGGCGCUCAUGUUUUAUGGGUAUUAGUGUGACAACGCAGGUAUCAAGAGUGUCAGACUGUGAACUUUUAAUCUGUGAGCCUUCCAGAAAGGGGCGGGCAAUGCUUCUGGCUGCCCUAAACACGCCCUGGGGGUAAAUUAUAGAUACCGGAGCUAUUAGGCUCACCCGUAUGCCGCUCUGACCCCUUGUAUGAUUAAUAUAUGAGGAUAAAAAUGAAGUCGUCACUACUUGUCUGCCGUGUGUUCAACACAACCCACGAUCACUGUGUUUACCACAUACCAGAAACGCCGCAUUCGAUCUGUUACUGGGCAGUGAGUGGGGUUUUUUUUCUUCCCUUUUUAUGCCUCAUGAAAGUAUCAAUUGAGAUACAGGACAAUCCUUAGGACAGGGCUAAACUGAAACAGUAACCAGUAUGGUGAAGGUCUAUAGGCUAAACACGGAGUGAAAGGGGCAACAACCGAUCUUCCAGUCCAUCGGCUUACUGUCGGACUUUGGCGACAGCUCGUGGAAUAAGCCGUAUCACGUAAUGAAUGACACCCCCACCCCACCACCCACCGACUCUUCAUCCUUGCCUGGGUUUUUGUUUUUUUUUGCGGUGGGCCCCAAACUGAACAUCAAUUUGUCCAGAGGUGUUUUUUGUGGCAACCAUUUUAUCACUGCUCCCGAUCUCAACUUCUGCGAUCUUAUCAGACCGUAAUUUUCUUAGCCAAUUUGAAUAGAGAGAGGAAAAGAGGGCCCCUUAAUCCUAGCAAACCGGCCAUCAAACGUUUGUCUGACAAGAGCUUAACUGGCGCUCGGUCCACGUGAAUGGCAAGCCGAUGUUGGCGGAGAUAGAAAGGAUGAAAGGCUCCACGCAGGACCGGGCUGGAGCUUGGAUACCAGAACGGUUAUUGUAAAGAGGCCUUGAUCUCAUGAUUGAAGGAAUAACUGUAAAGCGUCGGUUUAAGAAGACCGUUAUCCCUGUAUGAUCUAACAGUAGGAUAUUGCAGUACGGCCCCCUAAUAACCAUAUCAUCAGGCAAGCCUAUCCGGAUCUUGGGCUACGUCCAAUCCCCGAAAACAUCGCUACAACAAUGGAGUUUAAUGAAGAGAAAGAAAAGUGGUUAAAACCGUGUUAGAUUUAUGAUGUUGUCUAAUAUUGUAUCGUGUCACUUCAGAGCCCACCAACAUUGCUACCGGAAGGAAGAGGGAUUGGUUAUUGGGCUAAUGACGACCAGACAAUAUGUCGAGACCCUGAGAUUUGCUUACAAAUGCCUCCACGGCUCUAUUCAAUUGGGCAGAUCAUGAGGCAAUUACAGGGGGAUCAGACUAGUACCUUGCUUAAUGCCAUCAAUUCGAGCCGGAAUAAUAAUAAAAAUAAUACCAGCCUAACCAGGUUACAAAACCGUUGACAAAAAAAUUCAAUACCAGUCAUGACUCGUAUUAAAGAAACACUACUUGACUAUCAUAUAUGGAUUGAUGGUUUUAUUUGUGGCUUAUAAUGGUCUCUUGCACAAAGAUUUAGAGAUUUGUUUUGCUAAACAGGACAUCAGGAACAUUUUGUGCAAACAUCAUUGGUUAAGAUUUAAUGAAUCCCACAACUCUUUAAUGCAGCGAAGGGCAUUUGCGUUAAAAUUGUCCAAAGACAUUACACGUGGCCAACUUGAACUAUAGUGUUGUGUUUUUAUGGUAUGCGUUUUGCUGCGAUUGGCAAAAAUCUCUAGUCAUCCUCUGGGAGCUUUAUAUUUUGUUGAUAGGGCGAAAUCUAACUGCCUUUUUCAGUUUCUCAGAUUGACAGGCUUUAUGUAUAUAGAUUUUAUGACAUUAUUUUUUUAUUAAUUAUUAUAAUCAGGUCGGUGUAUCGGUGUUUGACAGUUUAUGAAGUACAAAAGCCAUGAAGGUUUAAUCUUAAUGUUGAAUCUUCAUGUCUCAGAUCUGUCAAAUCUGCCGGUACACAACAGAUUGUCACUGUAUCAUUUCUAAUGCAAUCUAUAAUCCUGUAAUGUAAGCCCAAACUGUUCAUCACAAUUCGCUUUUCGGUACGUUUUAGCACUUAUACACACAACCCUCUACUACAUAUAAUGUAUAUAUCUAACAGAUCACAUAAUAUUCUGAAUGUGGUCAUUAAAUAAAUAUUCAAUGAGAUUGAAAUCAAA